Messenger RNA from Corvus hawaiiensis (hawaiian crow), 3772 nucleotides. It is a transcript of the gene PDK1, whose product is annotated as pyruvate dehydrogenase kinase 1. Gene Ontology annotation, cellular component: mitochondrion. Gene Ontology annotation, biological process: regulation of glucose metabolic process; protein phosphorylation. The record is from RefSeq and is a predicted model, not a curated record. Lineage: Eukaryota; Metazoa; Chordata; Aves; Passeriformes; Corvidae. Bases 90 to 1331 code for a protein of 413 amino acids. Gene Ontology annotation, molecular function: pyruvate dehydrogenase (acetyl-transferring) kinase activity. The transcript is spliced from 11 exons.
GGCGGCCGCGGCCUGGGCAGGGGCCGGGGCCGCGGCGCGGCGGGAAAUGGCGGCCGGGUCGGGCUGAGCUGAGGGGACGGAGUUGCACCAUGAGGCUGCUGCGCGCCCUUCUGCGCGGCGCCGCCCCGGGCAGCGCCUCCCCGGGCAGCAUCCCGCAGCAGGUGGACUUCUACUCACGCUUCUCCCCCUCGCCGCUCUCCAUGAAGCAGUUUCUGGACUUCGGAUCUGAAAAUGCUUGUGAAAAGACUUCAUUUAUGUUUCUGCGGCAAGAGUUGCCUGUGAGAUUGGCAAACAUAAUGAAGGAAAUAAGCUUGCUUCCAGACAACCUCCUAAGAACGCCUUCAGUUCAGCUGGUGCAGAGCUGGUACGUCCAAAGUCUUCAGGAGAUUCUUGACUUUAAGGACAAAAGCUCAGAAGAUUCAGGGGCGGUUCACAGUUUUACAGAUACUGUGAUAAAAAUCCGGAAUCGACACAAUGAUGUAAUUCCUACGAUGGCUCAAGGAGUAAUAGAAUACAAGGAAAGCUUUGGCAUUGAUCCAGUGACCUCACAGAAUGUGCAGUAUUUUUUAGACCGCUUCUACAUGAGCCGCAUUUCAAUCAGAAUGCUCCUUAAUCAACACUCUUUACUGUUUGGUGGGAAAAUUAAUCCAGCUCAUCCGAAACAUAUUGGAAGCAUCGAUCCUAACUGCAAUGUUGUUGAAGUUAUUAGAGAUGGCUAUGAAAAUGCCAAGAGACUUUGUGAUUUGUAUUACAUGAGCUCUCCAGAACUUAUCCUCGAAGAGUUGAAUGCUAAAUCACCAGGACAGCCCAUGCAAGUGGUGUACGUGCCAUCACAUCUCUAUCACAUGGUUUUUGAACUUUUCAAGAAUGCAAUGAGAGCCACCAUGGAACAUCAUGCUGAUCAAUGCAUUUAUCCUGCAAUUCAUGUACACAUCACCUUGGGAAAUGAGGAUUUAACUGUGAAGAUGAGUGAUCGUGGUGGUGGUGUUCCUAUGAGGAAAAUCGACAGACUGUUCAACUACAUGUAUUCAACAGCACCACGUCCUCGUGUUGAGACAUCACGAGCUACACCUUUGGCUGGAUUUGGUUAUGGCUUACCCAUAUCACGUCUGUAUGCACAGUACUUCCAAGGAGACCUGAAACUGUAUUCCUUAGAAGGCUAUGGUACAGAUGCAGUUAUUUACAUCAAGGCCUUAUCAACAGAAUCAAUUGAAAGACUCCCUGUAUACAACAAAGCAGCCUGGAAACAUUAUAAAGCAAACCAUGAAGCCGAUGAUUGGUGUGUGCCAAGCAGUGAGCCAAAGGACAUGACCACUUUUCGCAGUAUGUAGCUUUUUCCUCAGCAGUUCGUAAGAAGUAGGUUUGUCUGUAAAGGGAAUUUAAAAGACCUGAUUUACACCAAGAUGUUGAGCCACUUUUGAUAUGUGAGAGUAAUUUUAAGUGGUGUAACAGAAAGUUUAGAGUAAUUAGGCUUUUCUGAAAUGAAAAAACCAACAGCCACCAAAACUCCCAAACCUGCACUUACAAAGUGAGGUCAUACUUAAUUUGUUUCUAUUUAUGACUGCUUUCAGAGCUAUGUCAAAGGAGCAAUAUUUUGGUUUCUGUAGGGAUCAAGGCAAUGUCUGUCACAUGUGGUAUUAAUUAAUAUAAUUACAAAACAGUUUUAUUAGAAAAAAUAUUGAAAAAUCUCACUGGAACAUUUUUCAUUUAUACAAUACUACAGAUUAAUGAAAAGCUCGUGUAAGAAGUAUUGAGCUCAUUGCUAUACCCUUGUAAGCAUGCUGAAGCUUAAUUUUGUGAAGUUAGGUAUGUUGCCUACAUACAUUGCCUACAACAAGGGGGUUUUUUCAGCUGUAGAAAUCACACAUCUCUGUAGGGAUAAAGAAUUUUAAAAAGCAUUUUUAACAGCUACUACUGGUAUAAUGUAUCUCAGGUAUGUGACAUUGGUUGUAUUUCUUUGGUUGACUGUGAAUAUAUGAUAGAUGUGAAAAACUUAUCUUGCCCUAAUCAUUGUGAAUUAAAAAAUAGCAUUGGCUUGUGUACAGUAAUGUUGUCCUGCAUUUGCCUGUAUUUCUGUAGGUCAUACCAAAACGUAGUAUCAACAUUCUAGCCUUUAUAAGAUCUCAGACUUGGGUAUGGCAGGUACAGCUGUAAAUGGAAACUAUUUUAAUAAACAGAUUUUAAAAAUUUGUUUGUAAUAAGGGCAUCGCUAUUACUUUGACAGUAUAAACUACCUUCUCAGAGUAACUAAGAGUAAGUGGAAUUAAGGGUUUUUGAAAAUACCUUUGCAUUUGUGAUAUGCUUCUGGCCUCAUUUUUGUAGUAACAUGAUAACCAGAACAUAUUAAUCAGUCAAAGACAAACUGUCAAAACACACAGGGGAAGAUAAGAGAUGGGAAUGAAUAUUACAUUUCAGAUAAGAAGUCCUUUUAAUAAAGAAUUCAACUUAAUGCCUACUGUACCAGCUUUGUUCAAAUCAUACACAUCUGUGUUGCACCUUGAUCCCUGUCAUUCCUGAAAAUUUUAGGAGUGAUGCAAUUAAAGCCAUUGAGAACUAAUCCUCUUCUCAGUUAAUUAAACUGCGUGUAGCUCUGUGGUUUUUGUUCUGCAGCAGACAUGCAUAAUCCCUCAGAAACAAUAAGCCUGGCUUUUGCUAGUUUACUGUCUCUGCACAGAGCAGAAAGUGAGAUACCACAAGUGAAGGGGAUAGAUGGGAUGUUGGAAAUUGAAGUCAUGCUGCUCUAGUUGUAGCUGAGCCUGAUUCAAGACUUAUCACCUGCAACCUCCCUAGCCAAGUUCCGCAAAACAAUGAAAUGGUUUUAUACCCUGGUUAAGCUAAUGUAGGUAACUUUAACAGAAGUGCAUUACAGACUGGACUGUAUACACAGUAAACUGACAAGCUGAGGGAGGAUUGCUGUAGCUUAAUUGGCACCAGAACAGCAGGGUUACCUACUCAAGCUUGUGGGCAUGUUGAGGCCCCUAUUUUUCUUCCUUACAAGGAUGCGAGGUGGUAACUGGCACAGCUUUCCAUCUGCAGGCCUAAAAGUGAGGGGAACUGAGAGCUGUUCACUUCUUUGGCCCUGUAAGAGGGUAUGAGGAAUGCCAUAUAGUGUAAAAUGGGGCCGGUACAAAUGUUGGGACACUUGCAGCUAUUGCUUUUUGGUAAACUAAAACUGAAAGUUAUAGCAAGGGCUUUUAAAAACUCAGGUCUGAAGCUAUAUUCUAGGCUUUAAAUCUUUUAACUAACUGAUUUUAGUAACAUCGGACAACCACAAGCAGUUUCUGAAGGGAAGCUAACAGUUUGUUUUCUACAAAGUCUGUUAAGUAUUUUAGAUAUUACUGAAAUAAAGUCUCUUUCAUGUUCUCGGCUAACUACCAAUUGAAUUCUGAUUAUUGAAACAACAUGCUGUAUAAUUAUAUUUGUAUCUGUCUCUUCACCUGCACCCUGAAUGCUUGUGGUGAAAACACAAAUGUGUAGUGUUUUGAUUUACAAUAUUUAAUCCUAGUUACAAAUUUGGUCUUUGAUAACUUUUGGUUUCAAUAGAAGUGCAGAAGACAACUUUUGUGUUUAGUAUUUUCAUUACUAUACUGAAGGCAUUGCUAGCACACUGGUUAAGUUGAAGUGAAUCACUACAGAAAAGUAGUAUACUAUCAAAAUGCUGAGAUUAAUAGUUUUGUAUGCACAAUCUUGUACUGUAGAAAUAAUCUUGGUUUGUGUUAAUUUUUUGAAAGAAUCACUGCAUUUAUUCAUUAAAACUAUUGUAAAAAUUAAA